GUCCAGCGAGCGCAGAGUGACUGACGUUAAUUUCACUACCGGAUUAUCACGAUUCCUUUUGCCUCGCAGUUCCUAUUAUUGCUUGUUAAACGCAAUUUCAAUCUGUAGUUGUCGCGGCGCAAUUCAUAAAUAUGGCAUCCUUUAAAUUUUACUUUUUGUCGGCUUUGAUUUGUGGCGCUCUGGUUCUUGGCCAUGCGGAGGUACCAAAACCACCACCAACAGAAGUCAUUGAUCUCACUUCAACCACCAAAGAACCAACAACACCAGACACAACGCCGGAAACAACACCAGACACAACGCCGGAAACAACACCAGACACAACGCCAUCAACAACCACCUCAACGAGUACGACUCCAUCAACAACUACUUCAACUCCCGACACUACAACUACAACCACAACUACGCCAGCCCCACCGAAGCCAACGCCUACACCGGCCCCAGUGCCCCCCAAGCCCAUUGGACCUCCGGACCAGGGACUGUGGCCUUACGGCAAGAAUGUGACGUGUGUCAUUGUGCAGUUUGCUGCGCAGUUAAACGUCACCUACGGCAAUCCUAACUCCUCCUCCUCCGAGUUAAUCCACGUGAUCCUCAACGUCCCCGCCAACGCGUCCGUCAUCUCCGGCAACUGCGACGGCCUUGAACAGUGGCUCACCAUUGGCUGGCCAGCGACCAAUGAGACCAACCACACGUUGACUGUCUUGUUCGCCAAGAAUGACAGUAUGAAGUCGUAUGAGAUGAAGAGCUUGAAUGCUUCACUUGUGGCGUCUAUCUUGCCUAACAUCACAAACGUGGACACCAUCAACCUGUCCCACCAGACACCGGAAUGGAAGACGCCGCUCGCCGCGUCCUACCGCUGCACGCCGCCCACAGAACUCAAAAUGAACGCGGACAACAGCAACAUUGCAGCCACUAUAACACUUAGCCGACUGCAGGAGGAGGCUUUCAGGACUACGUCUGGCAACGGGUUCAGUGCUGCUCGCGACUGCCCCAGUGGCGACAUACCCGACGCCGUCCCCAUCGCGGUGGGCUGCGCUCUCGGCGGCAUGGUGGUGGUCGUGCUGGUCGCGUACCUCGUGGCCCGCCGCCGCUCCGCCAACCGCGGAUACCUGUCCAUGUGAACAGGUCGGUACUUA
Messenger RNA from Cydia pomonella (codling moth), 1133 nucleotides. Its product is annotated as lysosome-associated membrane glycoprotein 1-like. NCBI's taxonomy places the organism in Eukaryota, Metazoa, Arthropoda, Insecta, Lepidoptera, Tortricidae. The transcript is spliced from 5 exons. Bases 132 to 1118 code for a protein of 328 amino acids. The record is from RefSeq and is a predicted model, not a curated record. Gene Ontology annotation, cellular component: membrane.